UAUGUUCUUGAUGAUCUGAUCAAUUAUUUUUAUUCAACAGUUGAUGAGAAGUUACAGUGCUACACAAAAAGUGGGAAACUGAAGGUUCAUUUUUUUGGGGCAUUUGAUCUUAGAAAUGGGUUGUUUAAGUAAAAUAGUUAAAAGAAGGAAAUCUAAGCAAGUUAAGGAAGAUUUGGUUACCAAUGAAACAGCCGUCGAUGAAAGUUUAACGCUAUCCAAUCAAGAGACGACAGCUGCCACUAAGAUUCAAGCCGUUUUUCGUUCCUUUUUGGCAAAAAAAGUAUUGCACAAUCUAAAGAGCAAGGCAAAAGAAACUCAAGAGGAGUUUGAUCAAGAUCAGACGGUUAACGAUGAAUCCACGUCUACAACAACAAGUGGCAUAAAGGGAACUGUCCAAAUUCGCGAUUUUGUUGGAGUUCACACAGUUAAAGAUCAAACAAUGUCUGCAUUGAAUCACAUACAUUCAUGGAGUCGAAUACAAGACCAAAUUAGGGCUCGGAGACUUUGUAUGGUGAAAGAAGCUCGAAUUAAACAAAAGAAAUUGGAGAAUCAGAUAAAACUUGAAGCAAAAAUUCACCAACUUGAGGUUGAAUGGUGUGGUGGGUCUGAAACUAUGGAGGAAAUCUUAAGCAGAAUUCAACAAAGAGAAGAGGCUGCUAUCAAGAGGGAAAGAGCCAUGGCAUAUGCAUUUCUUCAUCAGUGGCGGGCUAAUUCAAGUCAAUAUCUUGGACAAGUUUCUUUCGGUCUAGGGAAAGAAGAUUGGGGAUGGAGUUGGGUUGAGCGUUGGGUGGCUGCUAGACCGUGGGAAAUUCGAGUAGUUUCUUAUCCCACAAACUUGAAAAAAAUUCAAGGGAAUAAACAUGAUCAGAAUACAUUCAACCAUACUGAGAAUAACGUUUCAAAUUUUGAUAAUUCCAUUUCACAUAAUGACAACUGCAAAAACCGAAAAACUUGCUCGACUACACAUCCACAACAAACUUAGAUUUGCCAUCGCAGAAUUGAUUCUACCCUAUUUCGGUUCUUGAAAAUUCUAAAAUUUUCUAAGUUUAUAUAUUUUCUUUGUUUGUUUUGUUUCCCUUGGCUUGAAUUUGGGGUGAGAAUAUAUGAUGAUGAAAGAGUGUAACAACAAAAAAACUAUUAUUGGAUGUUUAUAAAGAGUGUUUUUAUAUUUGUUUGUUUUUGUGUUUGGUAUGCAUGGAAAAGAUGAAGUGAAAAUGAAGGGGACAAACUCUUGGAUAAGUCCCACUCUUUAAUGCAUCCAACAACUUUAAAUUAAUGAAAACAAAUAGUUGUUACUAGAAAAAGCAAGAGACAACUAUUAUUUAUUUUCUCUAUUUUUCAAAUAAAAAAUGAGUACCAUGGUAACAAACUUAACUUU
Cannabis sativa is the source of this 1378-nucleotide messenger RNA. RefSeq names its product protein IQ-DOMAIN 10. NCBI's taxonomy places the organism in Eukaryota, Viridiplantae, Streptophyta, Magnoliopsida, Rosales, Cannabaceae. The record is from RefSeq and is a predicted model, not a curated record. Gene Ontology annotation, molecular function: protein binding. The transcript has 6 exons. The coding region runs from base 116 to 982 and encodes 288 amino acids.